Talaromyces marneffei is the source of this 1818-nucleotide messenger RNA. RefSeq lists its product as uncharacterized. Gene Ontology annotation, biological process: nucleoside transmembrane transport. Lineage: Eukaryota; Fungi; Ascomycota; Eurotiomycetes; Eurotiales; Trichocomaceae. The transcript is spliced from 3 exons. The record is from RefSeq and is a predicted model, not a curated record. Gene Ontology annotation, cellular component: membrane. The coding region runs from base 1 to 1818 and encodes 605 amino acids. Gene Ontology annotation, molecular function: symporter activity; nucleoside transmembrane transporter activity.
AUGGCCGACACGGAUGGGAGAGCAGUCACGCCUACUUCAACUCAAUAUGAGUCUGAUACGGCUCAUGGUUCGAAGGUGACAAGCCAUAGCAACAUGAAGGACGAGAAGAUCGGUCUAGAAGACGUCACUCUCUCGAAGUCACUUACCUUGGGAAAAAGCGAAGGCGACGGUACCAGUGAUGCAAACGAGCAACAUCCUUCACGGCCCUGGCUCCGUCGCAUCCUCAAACAUUGGCGACAUCCUUUAUAUGCUGCUAUCUGGCUUCUGUUUACUGGGUGGUGGAUAGCCGGUCUCAUUCUACAUCGCCAUGAUCUCGGAUGGUUGGUCCCUUUCCUUCUAUACCUCGCUAUCACACUUCGAAUUCUAUUCUUAUACGUGCCAAUCACCGUCGUUACCGUUCCAAUGCGCUGGGUUUGGGAUAAAACUGCCACACCAAUUGUGGGCGUGAUCCCCCAAAGAUGGAGGACCCUUGCCAGUGCAGUCUUGGUGAUAGGAGUGGUUUUGGUCGGCGCAUUCGCCUCUCCAGAAUCCGCUGAUAACACUCGAUCAAAUCGUGCCAUCAGCCUUAUGGGACUGGUGCUACUGAUUUCUUUUUUAUACUUCACAUCAAGAGAUCGCAAGCGAGUCGAUUGGCACCCGGUCAUUGUUGGAAUGCUGGUGCAAUUCAUCAUCGCACUUUUUGUUCUUCGCACCAAGGCUGGCUACGACAUAUUCCAUUUUAUUUCAAUUCUAGCCACGGAUUUACUUGGCUUCGCGAAGGACGGAGUUGAAUUCUUGACCACUACUCCCCUUCCAUCGAGCAUUAGUUCCUGGUUCUUGGUUACCACUAUCCCGGCCAUCAUCUUCUUCGUGUCUUUCGUUCAACUGUUAUACUACAUGGGAGUACUUCAAUGGUUCUUGGCAAAGUUUGCAGUAUUCUUCUUUUGGAGCAUGCGAGUCUCCGGUGCGGAAGCGGUUGUGGCAGCCGCCUCUCCAUUUAUCGGCCAGGGUGAAUCCGUCAUGUUAAUUCGCCCUUUUGUCGAGUAUUUGACCAUGGCGGAGAUCCAUCAAGUCAUGUGUUCUGGAUUUGCAACAAUCUCGGGCAGUGUCCUUAUUGCAUAUGUUGCCAUGGGCGUGGACCCGCAGGCUCUUGUGUCUGCUUGCGUGAUGAGUAUUCCGGCAUCUCUUGCCGUAUCCAAGCUGCGUUGGCCAGAGCAAGAAGAGAACUUGACGUCUGGUCGGGUGGUUAUUCCAGAAGACGACGAGCAUCGACCCGCGAACGCACUGGAAGCGUUUACAAAUGGAGCAUGGCUAGGUCUAAAGAUUGCAAGCAUGAUUAGUGCAACGCUACUUUGCAUCAUUUCGUUGAUCGGACUCAUCAACGGUCUUCUUACGUGGUGGGGUCGUUAUAUCAACAUCGACGGACCGGAUUUAACUUUGGAGUUGAUUCUCGGAUACCUCUGCUAUCCAAUUGCUUUUUUCCUAGGUGUCUCUCGAGACAAUAAUGAUAUUUUCCUGGUGGCUCAACUCAUCGGGUUGAAGUUGAUUACCAAUGAAUUCGUCGCAUACAACGCCCUCCAAACAAACCCAAUCUACGCCAACCUAUCCCCUCGCUCUCGAAUCAUCGUCACCUACGCGCUAUGCGGCUUUGCCAACAUCGGUUCAUUGGGUAAUCAGAUCGGUGUUCUAGCGCAGCUUGCACCUGGUCGUACUAGUGAUGUUUCGCGUGUGGCGGUUUCUGCUCUGAUAACGGGUGCAUUCAGCACUUUGACGAGUGCCAACAUUGCGGGAAUGGUUAUUGUUGAUGAAUCAAAAUAUGCUACAUCUUUGACUGCUUGA